Molecule: messenger RNA, 1236 nt
Organism: Catharus ustulatus (Swainson's thrush)
Lineage: Eukaryota; Metazoa; Chordata; Aves; Passeriformes; Turdidae
Gene: RENBP
Product: renin binding protein
Exons: 10
Coding region: 4-1095 (363 amino acids)
Biological process (GO): N-acetylglucosamine metabolic process; N-acetylmannosamine metabolic process; carbohydrate metabolic process
Molecular function (GO): peptidase inhibitor activity; N-acylglucosamine 2-epimerase activity
Source: RefSeq, a predicted model, not a curated record
GCCAUGUCGCGAUGGGCGGGGUUAAGGAAGGGGCGUGGCCAGGAAGGGGGCGGGGCUUUGUCGCGAGGUCUCGUGACUGGGCAGAGGCCGCGCGCCCCCUCCCCAGGCAUGGAGCAGCUCCGGGCCUGGCGCGGCCGCAUCGGGGCUGAGCUGGACGCGGCCGUGGAGUUCUGGGAGCGGCACUCGCACGACCCCGAGCACGGGGGUUUCUUCUCCUGCCUCAGUCGCGACGGUUCCGUUUACGACGACACCAAGUUCGUGUGGAUGCAGGGCCGGCAGAUCUGGGUCUAUUCCCGCCUGUACCGAACCGUGCCCCGGUUCCGCCGGCCCGAGCUGAUCCAGGCGGCGCGGAAAGCCGGGGAGUUCCUGCAGAGCCACGCGCGGCCCCAGGCGGGCUCCACCCGCGCCGCGUUCGCGCUGAGCCGGGACGGGCGCCCCGAGCGGCUCCAGCGCAGCUUCUACAGCGAAGCGUUCUGUGCGCUGGGGCUGGACGAGCUGGGCAGGGCGACCGGGGAGAGCAAGUACAGGAGGGGGGACUCGGUGGUGCUGGAGAACGUCAGCCCCGAGGGGGAGGAGCUGCCCGGGAGCCUCGGGCGCCUGAUGAACCCUGGGCACGCCCUGGAGGGGGCCUGGCUGCUGCUGCAGUUCUGUCAGCGCCGCGGGGACGCCGAGCUGGGGGCGCGGGCGGUGACGGCGCUGCUGGAGGGACCCCUGAAAUGGGGCUGGGACCCCCAGCACGGGGGGCUCUUCUACUUCCUGGAUGCUGAUGGGCAUUGUCCUACACAGCUGGAGUGGUCCAUGAAGCUCUGGUGGCCACACCUGGAGGCCAUGGUUGCCCUUUUGGCCGCUCACCUUUUCCAGCCCCAGCCCAGUUUGAUCUCCCAGUUCCUGCAGCUCGCCCAGUUCACCUUCGACAAGUUCCGUGACCCCGAGCACGGCGAAUUCUUCGGGUACCUGAACCGCGACGGCUCCGUGGCGCUUUCCAUCAAGGGGGGGCCCUACAAAGGUUGUUUCCAUGUGGCGCGGGCGCUGCUGAUGUGUGAGGAGAUGCUGGGCGCCAUCUUGGAAAGGGAGGGGGCGGCGGGAGAGAAAUAAAUUUAUUUUAUUUAUUCUCCCCAAUUUUCAAUAAAUUUGGAGAUUCCUCCGUCCAAAAAUAAACUUUGGGAUCUUUGUUGAUUUAAACUGUGAGCACAAUAAAAUGGAGCUGCAAAUUCAAAUAAAGGCAAAAAUCUGUGA